AUGACGAAGCUCACUCUCAAGUCGAAGUAUAAUUCUGAGACUGAAAAGUUUCAGGCCACUGUAGGCGUUUGGCUGGAAGAUUUGAAGCUGAAGCUUUCAUUGACGGACAAGACCUUGAGGGAUGUUGGAAGUAUCAAGGAGGAUACAGAAGUCGCCGUGGAAAAGCCUGGUCAUUUCAUUUUGGAGCAUCAUUUCCACAAGAAGUCCACAAGGUUCCAAUUCCACGGGCACACGAAAGUGGCCGAUAAGUUCGUGCAUCUUACCUUCGUCCACCACCACGGCCCUGGUGUGACGACGCUGGAGGCAAACACCGCACUGACCGAUGACACUAAGGCGGUUGUGAAGCACAAUUUUGCCAAGAAUGGUCCUUUGGUGCGAUUGGAGCACAGGUACAAGGACACCAUCUUUAAGCCACUGUACGACUUCGGCGAGGGGAAAUGGGCCUUGGGAUUUCAGAUCAAGCAGAAGUUGAAACGGGAUCACCUGGAGGUGUCAUACUGGCACCACAGGGAGCGGGCUGAAGUCGAGUACCACAAGCACACCGAUGAAGGUGGUCCUUUCAAGGUCACUGCCGUCUUCCACUGCAAGCAUGGUGGGAGGCGCCCAGCAUUGUUGCUGGAGAAGGAGUGGAAGUUCUCUGUUUAA
Closterium sp. Naga37s-1 is the source of this 645-nucleotide messenger RNA. The record is from the annotation of a GenBank genome assembly. NCBI's taxonomy places the organism in Eukaryota, Viridiplantae, Streptophyta, Zygnematophyceae, Desmidiales, Closteriaceae.